This is a messenger RNA of Pollicipes pollicipes, 3173 nucleotides long. It is a transcript of the gene Rabex-5, whose product is annotated as Rabaptin-5-associated exchange factor for Rab5. Lineage: Eukaryota; Metazoa; Arthropoda; Thecostraca; Pollicipedomorpha; Pollicipedidae. The transcript is spliced from 12 exons. Gene Ontology annotation, cellular component: cytosol; endocytic vesicle. The record is from RefSeq and is a predicted model, not a curated record. Gene Ontology annotation, biological process: vesicle-mediated transport. The coding region runs from base 157 to 2532 and encodes 791 amino acids. Gene Ontology annotation, molecular function: small GTPase binding; DNA binding; zinc ion binding.
UAGUAUCAUAUGGAACAGAAUGUUUGAUAAACGUCGACCUUCUUGCCUAUACUGGCUAGUACACCGAUUCUCCAGCGGGGGAGGGGUCGGCUUGUUGUUGCGUCGUGGAUUGGGCACUGUCCACCAUGUCGCGGCCCAAACUGCACAUCCAGCGGAAUGAACUCUUCUGCAAGAACCUCUGCGGGAUUUUUCGGUAACCCGCAGUGGGGCGGCUUCUGCUCCAAGUGCUACCGCGAGCUGACGCAGGGGGAUGCGAGUGCGGCGGUGGCGACCAGCGGCAACCGGAAAGCGUCCGGUAACGAUGCAGCCAAACAAAAAUCAGCGUUCACCCCGACACAGGAAGCGGCUUCCAAUAUGUCCGUCGGUACAGGAUUCGGGGGCUUUGAAGAAAAGAAAAAGAAGUCGCUCAAGAUUGGUUUCUUCAAGAGGUCAGCAAAACUCAAGACUAGUCCCGACGCCAAGCUACCUGACGCUGGCCAGGUGUCGCCUCGGCCGUCCCACCUCAGCCAGGAGUCGAUCCAGAUUCACAAGGUGCUCAACGAGUUCAUGACCGGCCUGAGCAAGCCAGCGGCCGAUGACGUGCGCCGUCAGAUACAGGCGAACAUGGAGAGCUGCACCAGCGCUGCCAACACGGCCACAUCGGACGAGAUGUCCGAAAUCGUGCAGACGUUCUACAACAACUUCCAUGACCGCAUCCACGGCCAGUCGGCAUACUACGGCAUGACGUCGGAGCGGCGGGCAGAGCUGGAGGACCUGGCGGAGCGGUACCUGACCACGCGGCUGUACCGCCUGCUGUUUACGCCGCUCUCGCAGCAGCUGGAGGAGGCUGACCUGGCCAUCCAGAAGCGCAUCCGCUCCUUUUACUGGAUCAGCGCCCAGCUACUGGAGCUUAACAUCGACGAGGGGAACCCGGCCGUCACGGACCUGGUCGAGCAGGCCAUCACAGACAUCAUCGAGAUGGACAGCAAGCGAACGCCUCAAGACAAGCUGACGUGCGUGUCGGCGUGCGUGAGCCACCUGCUGGAGAUGCUGUGCGUCGGCCGCCAGGGCGAGCCGCCGUCGGCCGACGACCUGCUGCCGGCGCUGAUCUUCGUCGUGCUGCGCGCCAACCCGCCGCGGCUGCAGAGCAACGUGCAGUACGUGACGCGCUUCAGCAGCCAGCAGCGCAUCAUGUCCGGCCAGCAGGGAUACGACUUCACCAACCUGUGCUGCGCCGUGUCCUUCAUCGAGUCGAUGGGCGCCGACUCGCUGGGUCUGACGGUCGAGGAGUACGAGCGCUACAUGUCGGGCGAUGUGCUGCCACCGGCCGCCGAGUGGGAGAGCGGCCAGUACCGCUGUCAGGCCCUGAAGAUGAUGGAGGCGAACCGUGAGACGCUGACGGCGCUGCAGGAGCGCCAGAGCAAGCUGCUGGCCGAGGAGCAGACGCUCGGCGACGAGAUGGACACGUUCUCCGAGAGCGUCUCGAGCAGCGUGGAGGCAACGCUGGCCGACGCGCCGCUGGCGCUGCGGCCUCCGAGGCGGCCCGCCCACCUCGACUCGCCGUCCAACAACGUGGACGGGCUGCCGACGCCGCUGGUGCCGCAGGUUGUGGACGCGGUGCCAGCCGACGCGGACGGCGUGGGCCAGCUGCCGUCGCCGCCGCCCGGCCUGCUGCCGGCCGCGCAGGAUAGCCUCAGCUCGGUGCUUACGCUGUCGCAGAUGUCGCUGGAGCCUGCCCGCAGUCCGACCGGCCGGCCCAGCCAGCCGCCGCCGCCCCCGCCGUCUAACGCCAGCCUACCGUCGCCACCGGCGGGCGUCAGCCCACCGGAGCCGGUGCCGGCGCCGGCGCCGGUGGUGCGCGCCGGCCGGGCGCCCGUGCGCAGCAUCCCAUCCAUCCCUUGCAGCACGGGCGCGGCGGCCAGCGGACCGAUGCCGGUGCCGCUGCCGCGCCACUCCGACUGGCAGCAUCAGCAGCAGCUGGCGCGCUCGACCAGCCACACACCGGGCUCGGAGCCGCGCUCGCCCGACCCGGAGCCGGGCGAGAUGCAGCGCCGCUUCUCGGAGCUGCCCCGCUCGCUCAGCCACCAGUUCGGCGCGUCCGAGUCGCCGCGCCGCAUGUCCGAGUUCGGCCGGUCGCUGAGCCACAGCGCCACCGCCGAACCGGCGCGCCGGCAGUCGCUCAGCAGAAACGAGGCGCUGGCUCUGGAAGCGCGCAGGUUUUCGCUGGCCCGCGCGGAGCUGGCUCGUGGCCGACUGCAGCUGGAGGACGAGCGGACAGACUCCAUUCCGGACGAGGACGAGCAGCCGUUCUCUGCCCGGGACGAGGCCGAGCGGCGGUACUCGGUCCGGGACGAGGCCGAGCGGCGGUUUUCGGUUCGGGACGAGGAGCAGCGGCGGUACUCGGUGAACACGGAGGCUGAGCGGGCAGCCGCCGCCGCUGCCGCCCUCACGGCCGAGUGCGAGGCGGCGAAGCAGCGCAGCAAGACCAGCGAGAAGCAGGACAAGCUGGUCAAAGUCCUGAGCGGCAUAUUUUCGCUAACGGACAACUUCUGAUUGGGCGGUGGCGGGGUCCGCGCCGACCUGUGCGCCAUUCCACGAGAUGAGCUUUAGCUGAUACGUGGCCGACCUUGAUGUACUGAUCGGUCUUGAUCCGGGAGCUUGUGAUGUCGUCUCCGAUGUGGACUGUUUUACCCUCCCCCCCCCCCCAUGGUGGCAAAUGCGGGUCUUCACGCUGUCUUGCACGUGAAGCGCCACUGGCCCUGUUCCUUCCGCCGUACUCCUUGCUAUCUGAUGGGCGAAUGUGCAGCCCGUUCCGGCUGCCCCCGUGCCGUCACUGCCCGUGGCUGCCGCGGUCGUCGCGUCUCGCGGCCACGUUGCCAAUGAUAAACCAUACACAAGUCGUGAUUGGGAUAGGCAUUACCAUUGGUGCGCGUCUUGAGGCUAACACCGAUCGUCGUUGGCAGUUUCUUUCGUGUUGUGAUCGGGGGUAGCCAGUAAUGUUGUUAAUUGUUUUGCAAAUGAAUGUAGCUGGAAACGGAACGCCUGGUGAACGCUUUCGUCGUUCUCGCGCUGUACUUACUAGUCGGCCAGGGUUCAAUUGGAGGGACGGUGAGUGGCGAUCGAUUUUAUUUUGCUGACAUUUGUAUGUAUAUAUCGGAGGUAAAGCGAACAAUACAAUGUGAUUCAUCUUUUGA